Molecule: messenger RNA, 1656 nt
Organism: Papaver somniferum (opium poppy)
Lineage: Eukaryota; Viridiplantae; Streptophyta; Magnoliopsida; Ranunculales; Papaveraceae
Product: cyclin-B2-4-like
Exons: 14
Coding region: 1-1656 (551 amino acids)
Biological process (GO): mitotic cell cycle phase transition; regulation of cyclin-dependent protein serine/threonine kinase activity
Cellular component (GO): centrosome; cytoplasm; nucleus
Molecular function (GO): cyclin-dependent protein serine/threonine kinase regulator activity
Source: RefSeq, a predicted model, not a curated record
AUGUGUGUAUCACUUGGCUACCAUAAUUCUGCCGUGGUACCCUCUAUGAGAAAGAAAAGGGGUGUAGCACUGGCUUGGAAUGAUGGAUUCAAUAUUGUUAUAUGCUAUUCCAGCCAACAAGGAUUUAUAUGCUCAACCAAAUCUAUUAAAACUGAUAAGGCACUGAAGAAGUAUAAAACUCCACCACCAUCUUCAAAUCCAACUAAAACUAAUGGAGUUAUCGCAAUCCUUAGUUCACCGCUUUCCAAUUGUUUCGUGGUUGACAUAUUCACCACUGACAUCAAUAUGAUAAAGUGUGCAUUAGCAUUAAUGAGUCAUUUAAAUUGGCGAAAACGCCUUGCUUUUGAUCAUUUCAUGGGAUGGACGUUAAUUGCAUCUGUGUUUGUCAUCACAAUGCUAAAAUCUCAUUUUGUGGAACUGUGGAUGCUUUUAAAGCUUUUAUUAUUAUUAUGUUGUUUGUCUGGUGUACCGAUGGGACAUGGUGGAAGUGAUGGCGUCCAUGGAUACAUGUAUUCCCUUGAUGCUGCAGUCAAUGACUUGAAAAUAAUUUUUUUGUAUAGAAAUCAUGGGAUCUGUGACAAAAAUCCUUCCGUUGCUGUGCAUAGACCAACUACAAGAAAGAUUGCUACUCAAAUUUCUAACCAAAACCAACCUUGUCAAGAAACUAAGAAGCCAGUACAGAAUUCAUCAUCAAUUAUGAUUGAAAAAGUAUCAAAUAAGGUCAUUAUAGAUGUAGAUGAAUAUAGAGCAGAUAGUUCCUUCUCCGAUCCAAUGUUUGUGAAGCACACUGAAGAAAUUCUUGAUGAAGUCGAAAUCUUCGAGGAUAUUGACUUAAUGGAAGAGGAAGUUGAGAUGGAGGAUAUUGUUGAAGAACUCAUUUUGGAUAUUGAUAGUUGCGACUCAAAGAACACACUUGAAGUUUUAAAUUAUAUCGAUGAUAUAUAUGCUCACUACAAGAAAACUGAGAAUUCUAGCUGUGUAUCUACCAACUAUAUGGUUCAGCAAUAUGACAUCAAUGAGAAAAUGAGGAUCAUCCUAGUUGAUUGGUUAAUCGAGGUGCAUUAUAAAUUUGAGCUCAUGGAUGAGACAUUAUUCCUUAUGGUUAACAUUAUAGACAGAUUCUUAGCCCACCAAACUGUGGAACGAAAGAAACUUCAGUUGGUCGGAAUUACAGCCAUGCUUUUAGCAUGCAAGUAUGAGGAAGUUUCAGUACCGGUUGUAGAUGAUCUUAUUCUAAUUUCUGACAAGGCUUAUACAAGGAAGCAAGUUCUUGCUAUGGUAAAUAAAUCGAUAGUAAAUACAUUGCAAUUCAAUAUGUCAGUUCCAACUUCAUAUGUAUUUAUGAAAAGAUUCCUUAAAACGGCUCAGUCUGAUAAGAAGCUUGAGCUUCUCUCUUUUUUCUUGAUCGAGCUAUCCUUGGUUGAUCAUGAUAUGCUUAGGUUACCACCAUCUCUGUUAGCUGCUGCAACCAUCUACACUGCUCAGUUUACUCUUAACAGGACUAGACAUUGGAGUAAGACCACAAAGUGGCAUUCAUAUUACUCAGAAGAUCAAUUACAGUGGUUCUGGACUCGGAACAGUGAUGGAGUGGAACACAAAGACUCCCUUGUAGUGGGAUUGGGAGAAUUUAGUCAUGUUCAGUGGGAAAGUAAAUGA